Molecule: messenger RNA, 3253 nt
Organism: Humulus lupulus (European hop)
Lineage: Eukaryota; Viridiplantae; Streptophyta; Magnoliopsida; Rosales; Cannabaceae
Product: importin subunit alpha-4-like
Exons: 6
Coding region: 2524-3147 (207 amino acids)
Biological process (GO): NLS-bearing protein import into nucleus
Cellular component (GO): nucleus
Molecular function (GO): protein binding; nuclear import signal receptor activity
Source: RefSeq, a predicted model, not a curated record
UUUGUAAUUGACAAUCAAGUGCUCCCUUGCCUCUUUCAACUCCUUACACAAAACCAUAAAAAGAGCAUAAAGAAGGAAGCUUGUUGGACGAUCUCAAAUAUUACUGCUGGUAAUAAAGCUCAAAUACAGCUGUAAUUGAGGCCAAUAUCAUUCACCCGCUUGUACAUCUUCUCCAACAUUCAUAGUUCGAUAUAAAAAAGGAGGCUGCAUGGGCCAUCUCUAAUGCCACUUCUGGUGGCUCUCAUCAACAAUUCCAGUAUAUACUUGUGCUUCCUUUCUUGUUUACACAUGCACUUCUGUUACAACCCAAAAAAAAGAGAAAAUAUAUAAAAUUUGAGUUGACUUGUGUAAUUUAAUAUAUAUAUAUAUAUAUAUAGAUAUAAGAACUUCUGGUCCUAAUGCACUUCUGUUGUAGAAAGAUUCAUCUAAUAUAUAGCUAUUAUAGUUGUAAUGCAUUUGGCAUGACAUUUCACUAACAUGGACAUUGCCUUGCAGAUUUCUUGUUAGCCAAGGUUGCAUCGGAACACUCUUGUUAUAUUGAAGUCUUUAAACUUCAGUUUUGCAAUCUUGUUUCUAAAUUAAAUAGUAACCCUUUUGCCUUUUAUGUGAAGAAAGUUGGCAACUGUGUAUCUUUUUCAAAUGGUCCUAUAAUCCAUUCAAUUUGGUUGUUCUGUUUGUUCCAUUAUAAAUAUGCUAGGUAAGUUGUUCUGUUUCUAAUUAUCAUCUUGAUACUAAGUUAAAAUUUACUAGGUUGCCAAGGACUAGUGUUCCUACCUAAACAUCUUUAAAAAAAUCCUCCUUGCUUCCCAUUCUAGUUGGUAUAUUUCUGCUUUGAUUUUCUAGUUGGGAAUUGAGAUCUCUUACUUUCAUUAUUUAUGGAAAUCCCAUGCUUUUUGUAUAGAGAAGCAAUGCUAAUAUAUAUGUUUUUGCCUUGCUUUUUAACCUAUUUAUGCUUUUGCCAGCCAUGGGUAAUGUUUCAUGAGCAAUUUUUUCUUCAAAUUAUCUCUCUAUGAUUUCUAGCAAGAAGCCAAUUGGCUAUUUCAAUUGCAAAAUGUUUUAUUAAAACUACUGUUAAGAUUCUCCCUUGUUGAGAUGAUUUGAGAAACAAUCAACUUUAAACAAUUUGUAACCAUAACAUGUUAUUGGCAUUGAUAUAUGUUCCCUUUUUCUGAUGGAGAUAACAUAGAUUUGUUUAUUUAUUUGAAGUUGUACUGUUUCAUUGUUAUAAAAUUAGUUUAUUGGUUAAUGAUUGGUAUGUGUAUAUAUGAGGUGGCUUAUCUUUGCAACUCAUAUCUACGUGUUUUUUCAUUAAUACAAGUUUCGUUAAAAAGAAAAAUGAUGUGGCUUCUCCUUUUUUUUUUUGCUGGAGGAUGGGACUUUUCUUUUAUGGUGUUCUUUUUUACUUAUUAAAUUGGUAUUGGGCCUAUUGAAGUUACAUUUGAUGCUAAAUGAAUUGAGACAGUUGGUAGGGGCUAUAAUUUAAUUACGCUUGUUCUCUUGCUUUUAAUUUAAUUUCUUAUCCUUUGUGGGUUUAGCUUCUAUAAAUAUAUAUGCACACCUUUGUGCCUAUUGAUUGUCUAUAGUCUGAUUACUUUGAAGAAAUAAGAAUUUCUAUUUAAUGACACAUUUGGUAUAUAUAUUGUUAUUAGCUUGUUGUUGUAAGUUGAAAGUGCUUGUUUGUCAUGUAUAUGGGAUCCUGAAGGCAAACGAUAUCUAGACUUUCUCUCUACUUAUUCUGCAGUUAAUCAGGUAGAAAAUGUUGGGAAAUUGUGUAGUUAAUUUAGUAAUACUUUGAAUUGAGAUGUCAUGUUUUAUUAUGUAUAGUGGUGGAGGAGAUUAAAAAAUGUUUCAUUGUAGAAAUACCCAGCUAGCUUUAGAAGAUUUUUUAGUCUUUUAACAAGCACCAUUUUGAAGAGUACUUGGACAUGAGCUUGUGCUUAGGUGAGUUUUUGUUGACCCUCUAGUGUCAUCUGUGGUCUUUAAGUAUUCCUCUAUGAAUUGUAUAUUUGAUCAAUUUCCCACUUUAAAACUCAGUGCCCUUUUUCACUUUGAUAAGUUUGACUCUUUUAUUUUUAGUUUUAUGGAUGACUUUGAAUAUCUUCUAAGUAACUAGUAAGUAUAUUUUGAAUAUCUUCGAAUGAGUAAAGGAGUAUGGUUUGUGAGAAACUAGAUGUGCUUAGAUAAUACUAUUCCCACCAUGACUGUCAAGACCUCGAUAAUUUUUUGGUAAGUAUAUUUGCUUUUUCUGGUUUUAGUUGGUAAUUUUGUUUGUUUUCCUCUGCAACUAACUGAGCAAAACAUAACAAAGAAAUAAAGAACAAUUAAUAUGUGAGAUGUCACUUAGAUAUAAACCAAAGUGAAGUCAUUGGAAAAGAGUAAUAAGUUAGCAAAAUGGGUUGCUUCUGUUUUGGUCUCGUUGCCACUUUUGUCAAAUCUAUUAGUUUUAUAUUAUUAGUAACAUUAAAAUGUUUAGGUGACUAGCUAGAAUGAGUAAGUUUUAUAUAUAUAUAUAUAUAUAUUUGUAUGCAAUGUAGUGGAAUGAACGGAGGCAAGCAAGCAAUGGCACUCCACAAUUUAAGUGCAGUUCAAACAGAGAGACACUGCUCUGAGCUUGCAAAAGUUGGUGUUGAAUUUGAACCUUGGGAAAAACAACUUAUUGAGCACAAGGGAAAACUUGAAGUUGCAUCUACCGAGAAUAAGCUUUUGAGUGAAAAGGAAGAUGCUCGUGCAGCUUUUGAAGAUGCAGAAAAGCAGAUGGAAGACAUAUUGGGAACUAUUGAAACAAAAUCUGAGAGUAUCACAAAAAUUCAAAGUGAUCUUGAAAGGAGCAAACUCAAAGCAUUGGAAGCUCAUAAAGUGGAACAAGUUCGUGUUUUAAUGAUGUACAGGGAGGGCCUCGGAAGGGAUGGUGGCUGGGCGCGGGGCUGGCUGGUGGGGUUCUCAACUUCACGGUGGCAGCAGUUUUAUUGCAGAAAUUGGGCUAAACCUUAUAUUAAAGAUGCUAUAGAAGUUUCCAGGUAUAUUGAGAUGAUUUCUUUGGAGCAAUUCUUGACAACAUUUGUAGUUGAGGCCUUUAGAAUGGAAGAAUGUAUUUCACUAAUUUUUGUAUACAUUUCUUGUUUUGUAUUUAGUGAUAAAGGAAUCUGAAUUGGGCAUAAAUUAUGUUGUAAUAUGAUUUCUUAAGCCUAGACUAGUAGACUAAAUAUUCUAAUUACAUUUGAGUAAUUAAUAAAAAUCUAUUUAUGUUAUUUUA